CUGUCUCGUGACUUGACAUAUUACAGGCAUCAUAUCUAUCGUUCAUCCAUGCAGAAGUGAUCGAGACGAGAGUUCGAGUUCGGCCAGCAGUCAAGCAGAUCUAAGGUAUUUAUCUGUGCGUGCUGGUAGCAGUAGAAGCUAUUGAUGGUCUGACGGAGAUAGAGUUGCCACAUCACAGUUUUCAUUUUGGUACCUGAAAAGAAAGCUUGCCAAAGACAUCAUGUCCUCCAAUGGAAACGGAAGAAUCAGCCAGCUUCGGCUUAAAGGACCAAUAGCAGCUCCCUUCACUCCAUUCAAGCAGGAUGGGGAGAUUAACUUUGAUAUCAUGGAAGAAUAUGCAGAUAAGAUAGCUGCUGGUGGUGUUAAUAAUGUGUUUGUUAAUGGGACUACGGGUGAAGGCAUAUCCAUGACAGUACGGGAGAGAAAGGCAGCAGCUGAAAAAUGGAUAGCUCUAGGAAAGACAAGAUUUCAAGCAGUUAUUGUCCAUGUUGGAGCUGCAAAUUUGAAGGACACUCAGGAAUUAGGAAGGCAUGCAGAAGAGCAAGGGGCCAGUGCUAUAUCAACCUUACCUCCUCUUUUCUUCAAACCAUCUAGUAUAGAGGGUAUGGUGAAUUUCUUGGAGGAAGUAGCUGCUUCUGCUCCUAAAACUCCUUUCUUCUAUUACCACAAUCCAACCAUGGUUGGCAGUGAUGCAUUUACCAUGGAAAGUCUUGUGAAAGAAAUCUUCUCAUCCAGCCGGAUACCAACCCUAUGCGGUAUGAAGUAUUCAUCCCCGGACCUUUUCCAGUAUGGACGAUGUUACGCUCUCCAUGCCGACUCUUGUCAAUUCAUGUACGGGUGUGAUGAGCAACUCUUGCCAGGAAUAUCAGUUGGUGUUGAGGCAUUCAUUGGAAGUACUUAUAACUAUCUAGGCAGAGUUGCCAAUAGAUUAUAUACUGCCUUUAAUGAUGGUGAUAUAACUGUUGCAAGAAAAGAACAAUUCCGAAUUCAAGCACUUGUGGCUGUACUUAAGAAAUACGGUGGUCAUACCGGUGUGAACAAGGCCAUCAUGUCACUGGUAGGACCAGAGAUGGGCCCCGCCCGUUCCCCUCUCCAUAACCCCUCACCAGAGGAACGCGAGCUUAUACGCAAAGAUCUUGAAGCAGAAGGUUUCUUUGACUGGAUCCAGUAAGACCGGUUUCCUAAAAUAUUCAUAA
Molecule: messenger RNA, 1196 nt
Organism: Lytechinus variegatus (green sea urchin)
Lineage: Eukaryota; Metazoa; Echinodermata; Echinoidea; Temnopleuroida; Toxopneustidae
Product: N-acetylneuraminate lyase-like
Exons: 13
Coding region: 221-1171 (316 amino acids)
Biological process (GO): N-acetylneuraminate catabolic process
Molecular function (GO): 4-hydroxy-tetrahydrodipicolinate synthase activity; N-acetylneuraminate lyase activity
Source: RefSeq, a predicted model, not a curated record